CGCGGCAUCAAACUAGUUAACGAACUAGCGACUUCUUCGACCUGAAACGCCGACAGAAGGGCAGAAGGGAGGGAGGGAAGAAGGAGACGGAGAGGGAGAAGAUGACGACGGCGGUGACGAAGAAGAUGAGGGAAAUAUGAUACGUACCAGCUUCAGUGCGGCGAGCCAUGAUCUUCGUGCUUUGGCUGGCUCGCGGCGAAGGGCGAGGAGUCGGACAAUUGCCCACGCAACUAGACAGACAGUCAACGGGUCAGCACCGAGAUGGAGAGCAUAGCGAAUAGCUAGUUCUGGAAGCACAUUAUUACAUACCUGCAAUGCCCAGGGGAGGUAAGGUCAGAAUGCUUUCUUCGAAGAGGAGAGUGAAGUCGAAUCCUCCGAGACAUGAGCCAGCCACUGAGGGUCCGAACACGUCCUCGACCUCAAUCGAGCAUGCCAUUGCAAGGAGUAAAGCAGAGCAGCUAGUCACAGAGCCGGACUCCCAAACGAAAAAUCACAAAGGAAAAAGAGGAUGUAGUCCUUCUAAAUGCACCAGACUUCAGGGGACGAUAAAGAAGGGGGCCAUUUGGCACUUGUCUCGUUUUCGAAGAGUCGCACAGAGUGCGAGGGAUAUCAACCGUCUGUUUCCAUCAGCUCUAAUUGAGCCAAUGUUACGGAGUACUAUAGUUGGUUACCUGGACCAGGGAUGGUGACUUGAAAGGGGUCUAGAUAGGGUGCAGUCGGUCCCGGUAAAGGAUGCUUCCCUUUUGGAUGUGGAGGCUAUCAGUCUCACUGGUUUAUACUUGCAAGUUAUCGCGCCGGCUGUUAGGAUGCAAGCUUUGCCAUUUGCAGCCGUACAGACGGACGAAGCAUCCUGAACUCGUUAGUUUACUUGCUUGUUAUUUUAGUUAACAGGGCUACUAUUGACAGGGAUACUCCGUCCUG
Messenger RNA from Trichophyton rubrum CBS 118892, 921 nucleotides. RefSeq lists its product as uncharacterized. The coding region runs from base 315 to 689 and encodes 124 amino acids. The record is from RefSeq and is a predicted model, not a curated record. NCBI's taxonomy places the organism in Eukaryota, Fungi, Ascomycota, Eurotiomycetes, Onygenales, Arthrodermataceae. The transcript has a single exon.